CGCAUGCGCCACCUGGAAAGGAGAGCUGCCGAGGUCGAAUUGUAGGAUUUCUUUAGUCCUGGUCAAAAUAAGGCAAAAAUGCCUACAGACUUUGAUAAAGGAGCAUAUCCGGAGCCUCCCCGGCAGACUCCGGCUGUGGACAAACAGACAGCUCUGCCAAACCCAGCCCUGAUUCUGUCUAAACUCUUCUAUUACUCCGUGGACCUGCCUGUCACCACAUUUAGAGAUGCUGUUGAUAGCAUCCGGGCUAAAAACAAGUCCGUAUACUACCACCAGAAGUUCCGUCGUGUUCCUGACCUGACGGAGUGCCAGCAGGGAGAUUACCUCUGCUACUAUGAGGCUGAGAUGCAGUGGAGGAGAGACUACAAAGUGGACCAGGAGAUUGUGAAAGUUGUCCAGGAGCGUAUGAGGGCCUGCCAUCAGAGAGAAGGAGCCAGCUACCAGCAGAACUGUGCCAAGGAAAUUGAGCAGUUCAACGAGGCAACCAAAAACUUUCAGUCACGCUAUGGAGACCUGGGAGCGUACGGCAGUGGCAGGAAAUGUCUAAUGAAGCAGAAAGAACGGAUGAUGGCUGCUCAGGCCUCAAGUGCUUAAGUUACCUACUAUCUGUCCUAUGUAAUAAUUGUAAAAUAAAAUGUAUGUGAUAAAUCAUG
Messenger RNA from Perca fluviatilis (European perch), 653 nucleotides. It is a transcript of the gene ndufb10, whose product is annotated as NADH:ubiquinone oxidoreductase subunit B10. The record is from RefSeq and is a predicted model, not a curated record. The coding region runs from base 79 to 594 and encodes 171 amino acids. The transcript has 4 exons. NCBI's taxonomy places the organism in Eukaryota, Metazoa, Chordata, Actinopteri, Perciformes, Percidae.